UUGAAAGGCUGAUCGGGCUGAAUGGUUCUGGCGCAAACCGGUACCUGCUUUGUUCAAAAGGCUUGUUAAUAAUGGUGGAACAAUUACACAAUUAAAAUAAAAAUAUUACAAAAAAUAUCUUCUAUAAUUCGCGGGUUUUUUAACAGAAAAUAAUUCGUAGCGCAAGCCUUGUUAUCUGAAUAAAAGCGAUGCAGCGACGUUCUGAGUUCACGGUCUUCUUCGUUGCUGUAAUCGCUGUGGCAUUAGGGGAGCCUCUAUUCGACAAAUUACAUCCAAACAGAGACGAACGAUUUCAGAUAAAGAAUGCUGAAUUUCAGAGCAUUGGAUGUUGGAAGGACUCGCUAGACCUCAAAGCUCUGCUUCCACUUGAAAAUAAGCAUCCGCUCCUCAUGGACGGUCACGGUGAGGCUCGCUCCAAUGCCCUUAUGAAGUGCGCCGAAGCGGCGUGGGACCUAGGGCUGAAAAUAUUUGCCGUUCAGAAUGGUGGCGAGUGCAUGGGUGAACAUGACGGCGAGCGCAAAUACAUGAAGUACGGCAUGUCCAACUUAUGUCAUGGAGAUGGUCUUGGAGGGCCAUACGUGAAUGAAGUAUAUAGGUUCCUAGGGAACCACAUUGUACCCCAGGACGGUUCGUACUCGGACUGGCAGGCCUGGGGAGGAUGUAGCGCGUCGUGUGGCCCAGGGACUGAGACGAGAAUAAGAACCUGUACAGAUCCAGCCCCUUAUGGCGGAGGCAAAGAUUGUGCAAAGCUGGGGCCUGCGUCCCAGUCACGCAAAUGCAAUGUCGCAAACUGUUAGGCGAUCAAACGACUUCGCCUGUUGAACAAAAAAGAUGAACUUAAAAGCCUUACCGAGUCUCUAAAGACGUUUUAAUCGUCUCAAAAGACUUCGGUUGUUAAAACUACGCUUUCAAAAGUUGUAUUUAUAUUAUCUAUAAAAAUGCACUAGUGAUUCCAACCCUAGCUCGAUGUUAACUCAGUGCAAAACAUGUAAAUGUGUAUUUUAUAUUUCAGGUAAUGAAAAUUUAAUAAAAUAUGUUCGCAGUUAGAUCA
This is a messenger RNA of Dendronephthya gigantea, 1051 nucleotides long. RefSeq lists its product as uncharacterized. The record is from RefSeq and is a predicted model, not a curated record. NCBI's taxonomy places the organism in Eukaryota, Metazoa, Cnidaria, Anthozoa, Malacalcyonacea, Nephtheidae. The coding region runs from base 189 to 797 and encodes 202 amino acids. The transcript has 5 exons.